AGCAGGAAGAAUGCGUUCUUUACUCAAAAAGUUUUACGUGUCCUUCGUUUCAUUCGUCUAGUUGCUUUUGUUAUCAUAGACCGAGACCCCCAGCACCACGGGUUGGUGGAAAAUAAAAAUGUCAGCCACUACUGCUUCCCUCUGUGGUCCGCAACGUGGCCGCCCGACGCUGGAAAAGGUCCAGCAGCCCAAGAGACUAAAGCCCAAGACCACUUUCAACACAGACGCCCGCACAAGCAAGAUGGCGCCGCGAACUUCUGUCAUUGGGCAGAAGAGAAUCCAGGAGAUCGCAAACCGGCUCGCAAAGACGAGCAUAAAGUGCAAGCGGAUGGAAGUCAACCCGGACUGGCUAGCGGUGGAAGAGUACUGGCUCGCGCCUGGGGACCAACAGCACGACUGUUCGGGGCGUGCCAGGAGGUCGAGAAGCGACUCGCGGAGGCAAGCGGAUGAAGCCGAAAAAGAUACUAGAGGUCGUAGAAGAAGUGGUCGAAGCGACGACAAGAAUCUUUUUGCUGAGCACCAUGGAUGCGACCCGCGUAUUAACCCUGGGCACCAUAGCGCGGAGCGUCGUGCGUUGAGAGGAGAAGCCGCAGGUUUGAACGCAGCUGCGGAAGUUGUUAUCGUCGCUAAAGAUCAUACUACAAGCCCGCGCACAACAUCAUGCGGCGUGCAAACGGAAGGGCGCGGUGAUGAAGCAGAAUCCUCGAGUUUGGAACUAACCUUGAUGAUGUCCCGUGCAGCAGGAGCGGGAGAGAAGAUGAAUCCGCCAUCAUCUGUGUCGUUCUAUCCGACGAGCACGCAGUACACUACACCGAGUCACCCGCUUCUACUUCGGUCGUCAGCUUUCAAGACCACCACCUCGACGAGCCGGGCUGCUUCCUACUCGCGCACGACGCGACCCCCCGCAGCGACGUCAACUGUUGUGCCGCGCGUCAUCGAGUAUUUAAACAAGCCUGUGGGGGAUCGAGGGAGCAAGGACGUGCAGUCGGUUUUCAGCUCGCCACGCACGGUAAGUAGAUCCUGUAGCCGACGAGGAGGAGAAGAAAUAAAGGUGCGAAAAAUGGCCACUGGUCUUCGUUGUUAUCUAUAAGGCCCUUUGAGUUUGACAUUAAUUGAUUCCCGCCACAAGAGCACCUCGAACGAUGUUGAAGUCACAAGAACUUGUUGGUUUUCUUUGAAGCAAUUUGCCCAGCACCUAGCUUUCGUUUGUAUUGGUCUACGAGGUUUAACAACUGCUUCCACUCCAGGUGAAUCCCGCCCCAUACGCUCAGCGUCGCGUCAGGUUUUUUUUCGCGCCAGAGGUCCGGGGCGUUCACGGUGCACAACCCCCCGAGCUCCCGCAAGGUCAGCAGGGGGUGGAUCUAAAAAUAACUGAUCAGGCAGCACUUCUGACCCGUUGGUACAAAGCUGGCACAAGGAACCGCAGAGAAAAGAGCAGGAAGCGACGUGCUGAGGAGGAGGUUGAUGCGCAUCCUGAUCAUGAGCAUAGAGUGACACGAGGAGUAGAGCCCGUAGUUGACACGUCUUUCCUCGUUCCGGUGCAGCUUGCCCAUCGUCCUAGAGAAUUUGUGUCCUGGACAGCGCAGCGCAAGGAACGCUUUCGGAUUUUGUAAAUUGAUGAACAAUGCGAGGAGUAUCCAUGUAGAUGUACUGCCACAACUGUGACCGAGCUACUGCAUUGACGAGAUGAACCAAUAUUUAUACGGUCACUUGACGAUCUUGAAAGAAAAAUGACUGAGUAAUGCGUGGUCAGAGCACCCUGCAGGCGCGGAUCUUGCGUCCACAAAUGUUUUGCCCUGUGCGACUUUGUGGGCGAUCUCGCUAAUGCCAUGCGGACACGGCUGUGAAACCGAAAUUAAAAACGGCACUCAAAUGGUGCAAGGACGAG
Amoebophrya sp. A120 is the source of this 1888-nucleotide messenger RNA. Lineage: Eukaryota; Dinophyceae; Syndiniales; Amoebophryaceae. The record is from the annotation of a GenBank genome assembly.